AUGGAUUUUCGCCGCGUGGAGCCGAAGUAUUGGAAGCAUGCCUUGUGCUGGCAAGCAGCAUUAACCAUUUGCCUGCUGAGCUUCCUUGUGUAUCAGAUCUUCACGAUCCUAACUUCCGCCAAGACUCCACCAGUCGAAUCAACGGUUGAGGAAUGGCAAGGAGCAGGCAUAUGGGCUGUGUGCGGCGGUACCCGGUUGCAUGGAGCUGGCUUCACAAUCUAUGAAGGCAGUCGGGAAUCCCGGACAGAGGUCCCUGAGGUUGAGACCACCUUUCGUUUUCAGACGACUGCAUCUGAUCUGCCCGGCGCAAGUUGCAGCACACUUGACUUGACAGAGCUGAAGUGGGACACAGAAGUCCAACUCAGACUAUGUGGUCAGUCAGAGUUAUCAGAAUCCUUCUACAUAUGGAGCAAUGACCAAUGGAAGUAUGUCGCACACCUUCAUGCAAAUGGCGAAAAAGCCAUUUUCAACUACCGGAGAAGCAAACAUGGGUGGAACUAUGGGUAUUCAUCCGAAGCGAAGGAGUAUCAUGAUCUUAUCGAAGAGGCUCGAGCGCCUGCACACUGGACGGGAUCAGACGGUGGAUGCAAGCACUGGACCUACUUUGGCACUGGCAGAUCUACUCCAGGUGGUUUAUUUGUCAGCAUUCAAACACCAGUCGUUCCAGUCAGCUACAAGCAAGGCUUGUUGCCCCAGAUUUUCGAACUUGGCGGAAACAUUGGUGGCUGGUGGUCAGUGAUGACAUUGGCCUUCUGUGCCCUUUUCUCCAAGAAAAAUCCUGAGAGUCGGGUUGCCCAAAUCUAUGAGGCACGCACCUUUGUCGGCGAGCGAGUGCUGUCAGCCACCCCGAAAGGCAGCCAAGCCAGAAGCGAGGAUGCCAAUCCGCAAUUCCCGGAGUUACCCCCCGGCAUUAUACGGACGACGGAAUAG
This is a messenger RNA of Symbiodinium sp. CCMP2592, 930 nucleotides long. The record is from the annotation of a GenBank genome assembly. Lineage: Eukaryota; Dinophyceae; Suessiales; Symbiodiniaceae.